This is a messenger RNA of Clupea harengus (Atlantic herring), 2094 nucleotides long. RefSeq lists its product as uncharacterized. Lineage: Eukaryota; Metazoa; Chordata; Actinopteri; Clupeiformes; Clupeidae. The transcript has 9 exons. The coding region runs from base 183 to 1730 and encodes 515 amino acids. The record is from RefSeq and is a predicted model, not a curated record.
UACCACUGAUCACAAGAUGCUAAGUCAGAAGUGUUGUCAUAAACCACAAGUUUCUCAAACUUGGUGGCAGGACCGAAUUCACCCGAACGCAUCCCAAUGCAUCUCAAAUGUCGCUCGAGCUGCAUGACAUCGAUGUUAAGUGAAGCCAGUAUAAGAGCUGAAGUAACGCCUUUCGACUUCAAAUGAUAAAGAUGGAGCAAUUUGACCAAGAAACACUGUCACUUCUGGAAGCUGCAAGUAUUACCAAUGAGCUAUUACCCUCAUUGACACGGGAAGACCUAAGAGACCUUAUGCCAGGGCCGGAGAAUUUUCUGAGGAGAAAACACAUUUGGGAAGCUGUCCAUUCAGAGGAAAGCUCAUCCUCUGAACCAGUCACGGAUAACAACAUACCCAAGACACAAGAAGUAACGCCAGAAAAAGUAAUAAAGAUAUGUAGUCCAGAGUAUGUUGUGUACACAGAUGCAGAGCUUGAGCAUGUGCGCAAAUACUACUUUGAACUUCAUCGCAAUGGGCAAGCACAUGAGUGUGUUAUGUCCAAAGAGCUGCGAUGUCGCUUGGUCAGAAAUACUAUUACUUCAAUGAUUUCAAUUGUACGAGGCUAUGACAUGAAGGAAAGAAGAGAUUGGGGAGAGUAUCCCUCCCGUGAAGAAUUGACUGCCAUGGCCAUGAGGGUAAUUCAAUAUUACCCCAUGCUGCAAGAUGCAAAUGGGACUAAGCCAUGGGAGCCUAUCCUGCGACAAAUGCUAAAAAGAUUGCAGAAUGUGAAAUCCACCCUGACGUUGAAACUAUCAACACCCAUGCACAGUCAAGCUUCUGUUGUCAAGAAAAGACGACUUCAGUUCCAGCAAACCGACAAAGAGGCUGAGUCUGCUACUGGUUCAAUUGAAACAACUCAGAUGACUGAUCCCCCAGAGAGCACUUGUACAGACCUGGACAAUAAUAACACAGUGCACGAUCCUCAGUCAAGAAAAAUGCAGGCCAGACAUUAUAAGGCUCUUCAGGAGCUCUUCAAGAAAACAAAACCAAACAAAGAGGACAUCGCUCAUCUAUUGGACCUGGAAUUUGAGUCUAGGAGGUCUUUCAUAGAGUGUUGUUCAGACAAAGCGGAGCGGGCCAAGGCAGUCUUGGAGGCUUAUCCUUGCUUUUCAGAGUGUCAACAUAUUAUGGAUGAAUUGGGGCGAAUCAUUGAGGCUGACAACAAGAGGUACUCAGACCAACUGAAAGCUCGAUGGGGAAAGUUUUACCAAAAUGCACUGUUCUUUGGAGCGUGGAAGAAGGCAUUGAAACCACCUAUGGGUCUGGAUGAAUCUGCACAGGCCAUUGCCUUUAUGGAGGCACUCCCACAAAUGUUCCCUUCCCCAACCGCCCCCCCGAGAAAACUAAAGUCAGCAAGUGAGGCUCUCUACCAUGUCCUUGAGCCAUCUGAGGACCCCAAUGUCUUUUUGCAAAAAAGGCCGCUUAGGACUCCCGUCAUCCUCAUCGACACAAAAAAUGUGCUUCUGGCAGUUAGCAAUACUCCGGUGAUGACCUUACCAAGGGACAUGCUUCCGCAAUCCCUAAUAAUCAUGAUGGGUUGCUAUUAUGUGUUCCAGUUCACAUAUCCAAAAUGUAUUGCAACACUAUUGUCAAUCAUACAGACAGAGGUACUCAAGGAUGCAAUUCACGAGAGUGACAUGACCACAUCAUAUAAGAAGGUGCUUACUGAUUGGCAAGAAUUUUUCAAAACCUAGUCUGUCUCCCCCUUUGUCUUUGUCAACCUCUCUCUGUAUGUCACUCUUCUCUAUGUCUCUCUCCCUUUUCAUUUACAGGUUAAUAAAACAGUAAUAAAUAAUAUCUUGUGUCACGUUUCCUGAUUUUAAGAGCUUGUGGUCUGAUUUGAAGUAACUUAAUGCUUAAGAAGUACUCUAUAGGUAAAUCAGUGUUGUCAGUCUAAAUUUCACUCUUAUUUUAAGAUUUUGUGGUCUUAUGUAAAAGCCUGAAUUGUCUCUUAUUUCAUUCUGUGCUUUUGGAGUAAUUGUGCAGCUUUAAUUGUCUCUUAUUUCAAGUACUAAUGCCUCAGAAGUUCACUAGAUUUGAGUGACAUCAGGCUUAUUU